UUUUCGACUGGUGCACAUCGCAUACGAAAUGUCUGGAUCUAUGCGCGAGGCGCUCAAGGCGCUCAAUACCACCUUCUCUGCCACCACCGUUCCUUGCCCUCUCCCCGACGAGCUCUGCGCAACCAUAGACGCUUUCCUCGAGCGCUACCAUGACAUUGACGACCACGACUCGCACCGCUUCCACGAAGACCUCCACGCCCUCUACCUCCGACAUGUCGCCAACAGUCCCGAGAAGCGUGGCGCCUUCCUCUCUGCUCUGCGAAUUCUGCGACCAGCCAUCACUGGGGAAGCGCGCUUGACCGUCUGGUGGAACGCUGUCUUUAAGCCCACCAUUGACGGCAUAGGGUACAAAAAGGCCGAGAUGGAGGAUGCAAAGGCCUUUGUGCAGACCAUACUAGUAUACGACCCCGAGGCCGACAAGGACGGAGAGCAGGCGCGCCUGUCAACCCUCUUCACUACAAGGAUACUCGACGCCUACCUCGCGAGAACCGCCGUGCCUUCUUCGCCCGACGACACCGUCUCCCCGCAGAAUGAGUUUAUCGCGCACGAGCUUGAGGCAGUCCUGGUGGCUUUUGGGCGCAAGAUGCCAAAGAUGUUCCUCCUCAGACUCGACAGUCUCUUUGUACAGAAACAAUACCGUAUCCAGGCACUCAACCUACUCAGCGCAUUCGUUCGCCUGCAACCGCCGCACCUGCACCUGGCGCUCGAGACCCCGCUCAUCCAGCACUUGGAGAAAUGCCUGCUUGUCGACAACUCGUCCACCGUCGUAGAGCUUGCCCUCGUCGUUCUCAUCAUGUUCUUACCCCACAUUUGCGGAGCCUUGACCUCGGACCACCAUCUGGCAAAGUUGUUUCUCGUAUAUUGCAGAAUACUGUGCUGGGACAAGCUAGGGAGUGGCGACAACAAGGAAGGCGACAUGGACGCCCAAGGUAACGACAGCGAAGACGAUGAGGAGGAGCAGGAAGACGUGGAACAAGCAUGGGAACAGGUGCAGCCGUCAGUCGACUACCCGGAAUCAUCACCGCCCACGCUCAUGCACUACUUCACCUUUCUCUACGGUCUCUUCCCCCUCAACUUCAUGAGCUUUGUGCGCAAGCCCAGAAAGUACCUCAAGUCACUCAACUUCCCCGGUGCGCACGACUUCGACCUGGACCAAGACCUCAUCCACACUCGCACAGAACCCUAUCGCCAAGUUCACCUGCUGCACCCAAACAUAUUCACUACAACUGUCGAGGAUGAGCUCAGUGAAAAUAAAUGGCUAAAGAGCGACCCUGCAGACGUUGUCAUCGAGUGCAUGAGUCUCUGCGUAGCUGUAUCUUCGACAUUGAAAGACCCCGGCCCGCCACCCAGCGCAGCGUUACCGCCUGUCCCAGAUGUUCCUACCCACUUCACUCUGGACGACCAGGAUGGAAUAACAGUCCACGGCUCAGAUGAGAGUAGGCGAAACACGCAGUCGACAUUCAAUGUCCCUUCGAGUGAUAUUCCAGACAUCCCUGACCACUCUGAUAUUUCUCCCCUGGCCAAGUCCGUCAAGUCUGCCGUUUCUCUCAAAUCCAUGGCCUCUCCCCUGCUAAAAGGCCGCGACAUAAUGGAUUCUCCGACACUGCCACCCGCCAAAGACACUCCCAAGCCUGAAUUGACUAGCUCAUCAGCAACUGCUGCCCAUCGCUUUACACCAGAACAACCCACCCUGGACAAUUUCGCGCAGUCUGUAUCUGGGCAGACACAGACUAGCAAGAAUGAAUUCCAAAACCAUACCAUGGCUUCUCUUCAAAGAGAGAUUAUGCUGCUUCGGAACGACCUCAAUUUUGAACGCUACCUGAAACUGCAGCACCUUACGCACAUCGGACAACUCCAGCGCAAGCACAUCAAGGAGGCGACGGCAGAAGCCGAGACGCAGAACCUCAUCAACACUAACAAGACUCUGAAAGCCCGACUUGCGAAGGCGAACGAGCAGUACGCGCAGUUGAAGAAAGAAACCCUGACGAGCCGAAGUCAAUCGAAGAAGUGGGAGGGCGAACUCAAUGCAAAAGUGCGUUCGUACAAGGAGAGCGAAAAGACAUGGCACAGCGAUGAAGGUGGUCUGCGGUUCGAGUUGCAAAAGACACAAGCAGAUUACGAGCAGCUCAAGAAGAUUGUAGAGAGAGCUGAAGCAGAGCAGCUGAAGGCGCAGCAGCGGAUAAAGGCGCUCGAGUACGAACUUGAAGACUACAGCGAGGUCCGGCGUGAACUCGAAAUGGACCAAGAGAAGAUCUUUGCGUUUGAAGAUCAGAAGAAAGAGCUGCAUCUCUUCAUGCAAGAGCGGAAUGACUUGCGCAACGAUCUCGAGAUUGCCAAUAUGCGGCUGAAUAGUCGAGAGCAAGAACGCGAGCGGUCCAUCAAGGCUUAUGAACGUCGUAUCAUGGAGCUGGAGGCGCGGUUACAAUCACCUGACAGGCUUGCUACUAAACCAGGGCAACUUCCGCCUUCGGUUCAGCAGAUGCUCGACUCGGCACUGGCAGCAAGCAAUGCUAAACUUCAGCAACUGAAGAAGACUCACUACCGCCUUUUGGAGCAAUACACGGAGCUUCAGAUGAAGUACCACGAGCUUGAGGGAGAGCAGCAAGCCACCAUGGCACAGCUGUACCCUCCAGACAAACCCAAUCAAUUUGAUUUUGGCACAUCGCAAUUUAGUCGAAACCCAAGCGUUCGGCAUGGAAACAACUACAGUCCAAGGUAUUUGCCGCCUCUCUCGACAGACGGCGCAUCUGGCGAAGAGCAGGAAUACUAUCCCCACUACCUCUCUCCGGACUCUGUACAAAGCCCCGGAUCGGCUUCAGGUCAUCCAACGAGAGUCGAAUCCCUACAGCAUGGAAAACCACAACGUUCCCAAACAGCCCCAUCGCCUUACCCUGGCUUCGGCGGUGGUCAUGGACCCGAGUAUGCUGGCGUGCAUGAGUCGUCGCCCAUGAGUCAGCUCCAAUCGCAGCCGCCUCACUCGAGUGGAAAAAGCAGCUUCUCCGCGGACACGGAUGGCAGCUCGACAAGAGAAAAGAAAGAUAAGGUGGAGGCAAAGUCGGAGGUUCGGAUCUAUGGCCGAGGUGGCGCGCAGAACAUUGGGAAGAAGGUCAAAGACAAGGAUCCCAAGAAGGCCGCUCCCUCCAAGACUGGGGGCUUUCGCGGACUGAAGGGUAUCAUGUGAUGCCAUUGGUCUGUAUGCUUGUUUCAUCACUCGAUGAGAUAUGUGGAAGUUGCAUCGAUCCUUUUGGACGAUCACUCGCUAGGGGCGCGACGCUCCGGACACACUCGGUUAUCCGCAUCCUCUGCUGGGGCUCAGGAGGAUUGCAUGCGUCUCAGACUUCGUGUUGUCAUUACCAUGUUUUGUUCAGCAUCAUUCUUUGGACGGCUCUUUCUUUUGUUUUGUAUACCCACACGUGCAUAGUGCAUGUCACGACACCGCAUGGCGACGAGGCUGCGUCGACGUGCGUACGACUUUCUGCAUCCAAGGCGCCCUGUAAUCACACAACAUUUCACCUUCAACAUUCGAUU
Exserohilum turcica Et28A is the source of this 3528-nucleotide messenger RNA. RefSeq lists its product as uncharacterized. The record is from RefSeq and is a predicted model, not a curated record. The transcript is spliced from 4 exons. Bases 29 to 3181 code for a protein of 1050 amino acids. Gene Ontology annotation, biological process: regulation of cell cycle; negative regulation of TOR signaling. Lineage: Eukaryota; Fungi; Ascomycota; Dothideomycetes; Pleosporales; Pleosporaceae. Gene Ontology annotation, cellular component: TSC1-TSC2 complex.